UCGUCGGGGCCGGGCGCGGCGCGCUGCCCCUACCUGGGGCUGGUGCUGGCCACGCUGUCGUCGCUGCUCUUCUCGCUGUGCAGCGUGAUCGUCAAGUGGCUGGUCGAGGUGCACCCCAUGCAGCUGGCCGCGUGCCGCUUCGCCGGCGUGCUGCUGCCCGCGCUGCCCAUCCUGCUGUGGCGCGCGGAGCCCGUGUUCCCGCGCGGCCGCCGCCUCAUGCUGCUGCUGCGCUCCUUCGUCGGCACCACCGGCCUCAUGCUCAGCUUCUACGCCUUCAGGCACAUGCCGCUGGCGGACGCUUCGGUGGUGGUGUUCAGCGUGCCGGUGUUCGUCGCCAUCUUCGCGCGGCUCUUCCUGAAGGAGCCGUGCGGCCCGUUCCACGCACUCACGAUCGCGCUCACGCUGGUGGGCGUGGUGCUCAUCACGCGGCCGCCGCUGCUCUUCGGCCACGCAGCCACGCCGCCGCUGGGCGCCGGAGGGCCCGUUGAGAGCGACGCCUGGGGAGCGGCGGCGGCAUUUGCAGCGACGCUGUUCGGCGCCAACGCGUACGUGCUGCUUCGCGCGCUCAAGGGGCUGCACUUCGCCGUCGUCAUGUGCAACUUCGGCGCCUUCGCACUCGUGCAGACCACGCUGGUCGCUGCCGCGCUCGGCGCCCUCUGCAUGCCCAGGUGUGGCUUCGACAGGUUCCUGGUUGUGGCCCUGGCACUGCUCAGCUUUGGAGGGCAGAUCCUGCUCACAAUGUCUCUCCAACUGGAGCAGGCUGGCCCUGUAGCCAUUGCUCGCUCAGCAGAUAUUGUUUUUGCUUUCAUAUGGCAGCUCCUUUUCUUCAAAGAAGUGCCAAACAGAUAUAGUGUGAUGGGUGCUGUGCUUGUAACAUGCUCUGUGUUGCUCACUGGCUUACGCCGUUGGGCGCUGGCAUUACCGGAAGCGUCACCUCUGCGACGACGCCUUGGGCUCCUUGCUAGGUGAGGCGAGUGCAGCUCACAAGCACAAUAGAAGACUGGAUUCGUGAUGGAUGUUAAAACGAGGGCAUCAGUGUAACAUUACACAGAUGGCUGUUGAUGGAUUAGUGACAUUUAUAGUUGUGACACAAACAAACUAUUCUACUAUCCAGGAUGUGAUAGAUGGUGAUUGUGACUAUCAGAUGAACUAUUCAAAGUGUGGAUGUUGUUGCACCCUUCUACAUUUAUACUGGAUUGUUGCUAUGUUGUAAGUCUCCUGAUAAAGUGAUUACACUUUACCAAGUGUGCACAGUGUUCAGGCAUUACCUAUCUCUGUGUGCAUGUUUAAAAUAAUAGUAACUUGUUCUGUAUUGUAGCCUAAAUAACCAUGUUAUUGUAUUGUUGUACCAUGAAUGCAUAUUGAUUUUUGGUGCUAUUGUUUGGGAAACUACUUUCCAGCUUUUCAUGAAAAUACUAGGGAAACUACUUUCCAGCUUUUCAUGAAAAUACUAUUAAUACUUUACCCUCAAGUGUGUUUCAACUUUUUUGACACAUCUGCUAUUGAUGGGCAACAUUUUAUAUGAAGCUGGCAUAACAAAGA
This is a messenger RNA of Schistocerca cancellata (South American locust), 1542 nucleotides long. Its product is annotated as solute carrier family 35 member G1. Gene Ontology annotation, cellular component: membrane. The annotation marks the transcript as partial. NCBI's taxonomy places the organism in Eukaryota, Metazoa, Arthropoda, Insecta, Orthoptera, Acrididae. The transcript has 5 exons. The record is from RefSeq and is a predicted model, not a curated record.